Messenger RNA from Brassica oleracea var. oleracea, 1160 nucleotides. RefSeq names its product bZIP transcription factor 60. NCBI's taxonomy places the organism in Eukaryota, Viridiplantae, Streptophyta, Magnoliopsida, Brassicales, Brassicaceae. The record is from RefSeq and is a predicted model, not a curated record. Gene Ontology annotation, molecular function: DNA-binding transcription factor activity. The transcript has 2 exons. Gene Ontology annotation, biological process: regulation of DNA-templated transcription. Bases 49 to 960 code for a protein of 303 amino acids.
UCUCCAAUUUGUUUUUCUUUUUUUUUUUGUACUUGUUGUGACUGGGCCAUGGCGGAGGAAUUAGGUUGCGUUGAUUUUCUAGGAGAAGAUGAUCUGUUCUUAGAUUUCGAUCUUUCACUUUUCACUGAAACUCCUAUUGCGGGUGAUUUUAUUCGGUCUUCACCGGAUUCUGCAAACUCGUGGAUCGGAGACAUUGAGAGCCAACUGAUGAACGAUGAGGACAAUCAGAAUUUUCUGGAGUUGGACCAGCAAUCGGUUUCGGAGUUUCUAGCGGAUAUAUUCGUAGAUGAUCCCACUAGCGAUUCCGCUGAUUUGGUGACUGGUAAAGUUGAUGAUGUACCAACCGAAGGAUUUGUCAACGGAAAGGGACCAGAAGAAUCCAAUGAUGCCGGGAAGGAGAAAGCAGUUGAGAAGAAGUGGAAUGGAAGUGAGAAUCUGGAUGAAGCUAAGGUUGAAAGCGAGAUAUCAGGAGACGAUGAUGCGAUGGCCAAGAAACGAAGAAGGAGGGUAAGAAACAGAGAUGCGGCUGUGAGGUCGAGAGAGAGGAAGAAGGAAUAUGUGACCGAUCUUGAGAAGAAAAGUAAGUAUCUCGAACGAGAAUGCAUGAGACUGGGACGGAUGCUUGAUUGCUUUGUUGCGGAAAACCAUUCUCUUCGUCUAUGUUUGCAAAAGGGUGGUGGAAAUGCUUCCAUGAUGACAAGGCAGGAGUCUGCUGUGCUCUUGUUGGAAUCCCUGCUGUUGGGUUCCCUGCUUUGGUAUCUGGGAGACAUCAUUUGCCCAUUCCUCCCUCACCCCCAACCAAAGACUUGCUUCCUUCCAGCGGAAGCCGACGGACCAGAAAAGCUGGUUCUAAGCGGGCGAGAGAGUAGCAAACUCUCUAAUAAUUAUGCCUGUAAGAGUCGGAGAUGUAAGGGUUCAAGGCCUCGGAUGAAACACCAAGUAUGUAUACUUGUGGCGUGACACCUGGCGCCUCUUAUUCUCUUAAGCUUUUAAAUGUUGUUUUUUUUUCUUCAUUUCGAGUCGUAGAUGAGUGUCUUAGUAGUCCUCUCUCGUUUUGUAUUUUCGCUGUCUGUCAGUUAACAGUCAUUUCUCAUGGUUUUUGGAUGGUUUCUAUUCAACUCAUGAUAUUUACACCUAAUAAUAUUUCUCAGUUUAAAAAA